AUGACCUCGGGUCAGUUCGGUGUAAAUGUCCUGCAUGCUUUACUGAGGAAAGACCCGUCACUUAUAGACGCCUUGAGACCGAUUGAACAAGGCGGUGAUUUAGACGAUGAAGAAGAGCCAUUAAGGCAAACGGCUGGAGGACCAAUACAACGGAAGAGUUUCGAUUUGCUUACAUACCCACAAUAUUAUCAAGCUGGUGAACGAAUAGUGACGUUAUUUGAUGAUUUGAUGCAAAUGAUGCAAAAUCAACAUGCUGAACAGGAAAUCAUUAAACGAAUUCGAAGCGUUGGUGCAACUCAUGCUAAACAAAAGUUGAUAUUUAAUUCAUGCGUUUGGCGAGAAUUUAAAUCGAGUAUUCUGGGAAUGGUCGCGGAAUGUGGUUACGACUCGGACGCGACUCGUGUCGAAACACUGAAUGCGUGGAGUUCGUUGAUAUCGUUGGUGAUAAGAGAG
This is a messenger RNA of Anisakis simplex (herring worm), 453 nucleotides long. The record is from the annotation of a GenBank genome assembly. Lineage: Eukaryota; Metazoa; Nematoda; Chromadorea; Rhabditida; Anisakidae.